This is a messenger RNA of Rodentolepis nana, 1260 nucleotides long. NCBI's taxonomy places the organism in Eukaryota, Metazoa, Platyhelminthes, Cestoda, Cyclophyllidea, Hymenolepididae. The record is from the annotation of a GenBank genome assembly.
AUGCCACUAGCCAGCCAAAUCACUUCCAUCUGUGGUAAUGUAUUGAGUCGCACUCUAGCGGGUGGUCGUUCAGAACGCAACGAUGCUCUCCUUCUUCACGCUUUCACCGAACAAGGUUACCUUCCACCGGAAUCAACUUUUUCAAGUCGUCCUCAGCGCGGUCGUGGUGCCAAGGAUGAGUUUGGUGACCCGCAAGAUGAAGCCCACGAAGGUCGUCGUAAGCCAGCUUACGCUGGUGGUCUUGUUUUAGAUCCGAAAGUUGGCUUCUAUGACACGUAUAUUCUACUAUUGGAUUUCAAUUCUCUUUAUCCUUCAAUUAUUCAAGAGUUUAACCUCUGUUUCACCACUAUGGAACGCUCGUUCUUUGCUGCUAAAGAUGAUAAUACUGAAUAUGCGACUACUGACAACAACGAAGAUGUGUAUAUUUCCGAGUUGAUAUCCAGUGUAACUCAAACCAGUGGUUCUAAGCCCUCUCAAAAUUCUCAACGCCUUCCAACUUCCCGCGCUCCGGGCAUCCUACCCACAGAAGUUCGACGCUUGGUGGAAAGCCGAAAGGAAGUAAAGAAGUUGAUUGCUUCCGCUUCUGCAAACGAUUCUACCAAAGUAGCCCAAUGGAACAUUCGUCAACAGGCUCUGAAAAUUACUGCCAACUCUGUCUACGGUUGUCUUGGUUUCGGGGCUUCUCGCUUCUGUGCUCGUGGUCUCGCUGCUCUGGUUACAGGCUUAGGUCGUGCUCUCCUGAUGAAUACCAAGGAACUCGUUGAGAACAUGAAACUCGAUGUAAUCUAUGGUGACACAGAUUCCAUCAUGGUCAAUACCAAUUCAACAGAUCUGCUUUCUGCGUUAACCAUCGGAGAGCGUGUUAAACAUGAGGUUAACCGGCGUUACCGCCUCGUAGAACUGGAUACUGACGGUGUGUUUGUGUCGAUGCUCCUUCUGGCUAAAAAGAAGUACGCCGCGCUGUCAAUCACUCGUCCACUUCAAUACGCCGAAUGGUUGAAAUCACAGCCACAAAGCAACCUCUCUGCUCUACCCCCACCACCAACAAAACCUGAGAUGAAGGGACUGGAUAUUGUGAGGAGAGAUUGGUGUAGACUGGCUGCCGAGGUGGGCAAAUUCUGUGUCAACACACUCCUCUCAGGUCGGGCAACAUCGGAGACUGUGAUACAGUCCAUUCAUGAUCAUUUGAGAAAUGUGGCUCAACAAGUUCGAGAUGGCAGUCUGCCCAAAACUGACUUUGUCAUUACGAAGGUGAAUUGA